Messenger RNA from Mucor mucedo, 1913 nucleotides. RefSeq lists its product as uncharacterized. Bases 15 to 1640 code for a protein of 541 amino acids. Lineage: Eukaryota; Fungi; Mucoromycota; Mucoromycetes; Mucorales; Mucoraceae. The record is from RefSeq and is a predicted model, not a curated record. The transcript has a single exon. Gene Ontology annotation, molecular function: protein binding. Gene Ontology annotation, cellular component: SCF ubiquitin ligase complex. Gene Ontology annotation, biological process: SCF-dependent proteasomal ubiquitin-dependent protein catabolic process.
AAAAAAAAAAAAAGAUGAAUAAAAUAGUUUCGUUUUUAUUCGGCUGGAUCGACUUGUUUAUUCAUAUUUAUAUUCAUAUUACCGCAACUAUCAAUGCAGUCAUCUUUGUUGCAAACAAAAGCAAAGGUAUCACAGCAGAAGAAUUAAUACUGGAAAGACGUCGUACAAAAGCAAAAAGACCAGCAAGACAGGCAAAUCAGUAUACACAAUUACGUCGACAAGCAGUGAAAGAGCACACCAGCCCGUUUAAGCAAAUUCCAAACGAAAUACUCAUCAUCAUUUUUGAGUCUCUGGAUCAGUCUGAUCUAUAUCAUUGUUCUACAGUAACAAAACAUUGGAAUGAAUUAUUGACACCAAUAUUAUGGAGAUCGCUGCAACCAAACUACCGAAUCCUCAGAUGCAUACCUUCACUUGCUCUCAAUAUCAGUAAAAAGGUGACUCACCGUCAGAUGUCUCACUUUCCUUUGCACUUGUCACGGUAUGGACAUGCUGUAAAAUCUCUUGAUCUUCAAAGACUGGCUUUCGACGUUACCGAUAACACAAUUCGGCAUAUAGUUCGAUUUUGCCCACACCUGACAAGCCUGAAUUUGUCUGAUAGCCAAUUAAUUACAGACGAAGGACUUCGGUGCCUGGCCGGAUAUUCUUCAAUUAAGGUGCUCAUUCUUCAAAAUUGCCGAAAAAUCACCGACAUUGGAUUAUCGUACUUGAAAAGCGCCUGUCAUCAACUAGAGACAUUACAUUUAGGUGGUUGCAACCUGAUUUCUGAUAAUGGAAUAAUUGGGCUCGUGACAGCUUCCGGGAAUACCAUCCGACGUAUUAACUUGAGUGAUUGCAGCCAUGUGACUGGAUCAACCAUUCACGCGAUUGCUGGUGUAUGCGGCCCCAGACUUGAAUGGUUGGAUAUCAAAUGCACAAAAGCUAUCCGACAUACAGAUUUGGAAUAUCUGGUAACGCAUUGCCCCAACAUCUCAAGAUUGAACGUCUCAAUGAAAAAGAAGAGUUCACUUCGCGAAUUGCGUCACAGAUUAUCUCAGAACAACAGACGCACUCACAACAGAGCUCAUUUACAAGAAGAUUCCAAUGUCGAAGUAAGCGAUAUUAAUGAGGACAUGGAGAAUUAUCUUCAAAGAACGAGUACAAUGGAUGAAAGUAAUCCUUUGAAUGAGUUGAUCGACUUGGUACAUCGAUUGAAUGUACCGCUUGCUCUUACAGAUACAUCAGCCCAGCAUUAUCGUUCUCUCAUGGAAAAGCAAAAGGUUACUGAAUUUGUGUCCAAUCAUACUGUCGAAUUGAUCGCCUUGAAUUUGAAGAAAUUGGAACACUUGAACUUAUCUUAUUGGCCGUGUGUAGAUGAUAAAACAGUACUUAUGCUUUCCAUACACACUCGCUGCUUAACGUACUUGAAUCUAAUUGGAUGUCGCACUGUGACCAAGAAGGCCCUUAGGUACCUUUCUCGAAAAUCAACUUGUAAUACUUUGAGCGAUGUCAUGUUAUCCUCGCAUUCAUAUGAAAACGAUGACUCCUCGUGGACCUCUAAUUCGUCAUCUUCGGCCUCUUGCUCUUCUUCAUCCGAUGAGAAAAGCCCAAAAUUAUCACCAGUUACAAUGUCAAAGCGGUCUCAAAUCGCAACCCAAUUCUAGGCAUAACCCCACGUAAAAAAAAAAAAAAAAAAAGGCUGAAUUUUAUUUAUAUAUUUUUCGCAGCCCCAUUGUAUCUCAAGCUUGUAAUUUUAAUAUUUAUAUACAUAUUUUGCACACACACAUCCCCACACCACUUUUUUAUAUUUACCCUCCGCCCCGUUUCCUUGUACACACAUACUCACCCCCUCUCUUUGUUCUAUUAUUAUUUUUUUUAUCUACACCCUACAACGUUAUUAUUUACACAAUAAAACCAUGUUUAUUGUUUCAAACCUA